Messenger RNA from Ostertagia ostertagi, 6042 nucleotides. The record is from the annotation of a GenBank genome assembly. Lineage: Eukaryota; Metazoa; Nematoda; Chromadorea; Rhabditida; Trichostrongylidae.
GCGCAAACGCAUGAGGUGAAACCACAACUCGCACAGACAGUCGUCGCCAUUCGAAUUGAUGACGUCAAUGACUGUGCACCAAUCUUCGUCGGACUUCCCUACGAUGUCGUCGUUAGCUCCGAUUCCGCCGUCGGGGAGAAAAUUCUCGCCGUGAAAGCCGUCGAUAAGGACAUCGGUGUGAUCAGUGUCAACGGAGAGUUGGAUGCCGAAGAACGUGCUGCGUACAAUUUAUCCGUGAUGGCGAGAGAUGUUACACGAAAUGCCCUGAAUUCAACUGCCGUUGUGAACGUUGAGCUCACUGGCGUCAAUGACAAUGGACCUCGAUUCGAGCACCUCGUCUAUCGUGUGAAUGUGUCGGAAUCGACUCCUGUAGACACGAAACUGUUAACCGUGAAGGCUGUGGAUCCAGAUGGUGGCAAUGGGUUGAUCAGUUAUGCUGUCAGUGGGAAAGACUCUUCCAUUGUUCACAUGGAUCCGGCGACGGGAAUCCUCAGCCUCGCUCAACUGUUAGACUUUGAAAAGCGGCAACGUUAUGAAAUGUCUCUUGUAGCGGCAGACGAUUUCACAACUGGCUGGAGAGAGUCAAGCUACAUUCUGACGAACAAGACUUCGAUCCUAACAGUGCAAGGCCGUGACGGUGUGCCCCCACUGCACUACUCAAUAGGUAGUGGAGAUAAUCGUCAAAGACCGCUACGGAUCGAAAAGCUCACUGGACGGGUUCAUCCGAAAAUUGUUUUCAAUUACCAUCACCAACAUAUGUACAAGGUCCCGCUGGUCGUAGAAGACGCGUUGGGUCGAAAAGCAUUCAGCACCCUGACGGUGAAUGUCGUGGACGCAAACGAUAGUGCACCGGUGUUCGUCGUGGGAAAUUUUUGUGCAGAUGUACACCAUCUGUGUCCGGCGACUGCUCGCGAAGGUGAAACCCUUCUGAUGGUGUCGGCGACUGAUGAUGACGUUGAUGACACUGUAGAGUACACCCUGAUGGGAGACGAUCCAAUGACGCAGUCAUUUCGACUACACCCACGUCACGGCACCUUGUCGAUCGUGAAACCGUUGGAUUCUCUAGCUGGCUCCACAGUGAACCUCGUUGUACGCGCUACUGAUCAAGCCAAUCCGCCACAUCACGCCAAUGCUCAGGUCUCAAUUUCGGUUUUGCCUGAAGAAGUCCCCAUCCCAAAGUUCAGCAAUAGUCACUACCUGUUCGUUAUACCUGAAGAUUCGGCUGUAGGAACUGUAAUAGGAAAAUUGCAACAAACUGAAGGUAGGAAGAGUUUGAUUUUCUCUGAAAUCCCAUCGAUCCAUCAAGGUAUUUCAAUCAAUUAUCGAUUAGUUGCAGAAGUGUCGGAAGUUCGCUUCUCUGUGGUAGAUGCAGCGAAAGAUUUUCCGUUCACAGUGGAACGUGCUACUGGUCAGCUGGUCAUUAGUCGGCAGUUGGAUAGAGAAACAAAGGAGGUGUGGCGUUUCGUAGCUCGCGCAGACGCGGCAGGUAGCGCGCAUUCGAUGACAACGGUAACGGUACGGCUGUCGGAUGUUAACGAUCAUGCACCGAUGUUUGUGGGAGCGUACGAUCGAUUAUCGAUUAGUGAGGAUGCGCCAGUGGGAACUACUGUGGCGGUGUUCUCAGCUACAGACGCGGACAGGUCGCCAGGAGGAACAAUUGCGUUCACUCUAGUGGAGAACGAAGAUGACAGAGCGUUCAAAGUUGAUGCUGAAUCGGGAUGGCUAACUGUUGCGUCACCACUCGAUAGAGAACUCCAACCACUUCAUGAACUUGUAAUCCUUGAUGUCAACGAUGAGGCUCCUCAAUUUGACGAGAAUUUCUACAUUGUCCAUGUGGAUUCCAGCGUUCUGACCAUUGGCCAAAUUAUUGCCCGAGUUGUUGUAACGGACAAAGACCUUCCGCCGUUCAACCACACUCGCUUGUUCAUCAGUCGAGGUAAUGACGACGGCCUGUUCGCCAUUGAUGAUUCUGGCAAAAUCUCCAUCGCCAGGCUGAAUCAGUUGAGGCACAGUUAUAACCUGACUCUUCUCGCCUUUGACGGAACCCACGCGACGACGGCGACUAUGAAUGUUACUCUCAACUCGGGAACGACUUCGGCAUUCGAGUGUGAUCCGGAGAAGAAGAUAACGAUUGAGUACGUCUUCACCCGUCAGUUGGAAUUGAAAAGUGUUUCAACAUCGUGUAGUCAGCCUGUGGAAGUGAAUGUCAUCGAUGUGAAUGAUGAGGCUCCUGUCUUUACAAAAGCCGGUAUACACGUCUCGAUCAAGAAAAUGAACCAGCCAGCGAAAAUGAGCGAUAUUUUGUCACCAGGGUUCAUGCCGUUGACAAGGUGGGUUGUGAUGGUCAUUGUUUUCGCAGACUUUUUGAAGAAGGACUCCGGUGCAUAUGGCCGUGUACAGUACAGCUUGGUUUCCGAUCACGGAGGAAUAUUCGUGAUCGACCGAGAUACGGGAGCGAUUACGGUAACUCGUCCAUUGGAUCGUGAACAAACACAUGAAUAUUUACUGCAUGUAGUGGCUCAGGAUUCAGAUCCGGUCAAACCGAAAAGUAGUAAAGUUCCUUCAUUCAAAGAGUCAAUUACAGCCAUGGUUCUUGUGUCGGUACUCGAUCAGAACGAUAAUCCGCCUGUGUUCGAGAGAAACGAGUAUGUGCUGCAGGUGAUGGAAUCCGAAUCUGUCGGGUAUACAUUGGUGACGGUACGAGCUGAAGGAGGAGACGCAGGAGAGACAGUCAGCUAUAGGCUGGCCGAAAAUGGAACGCACAAUGACUAUGUCAGCCUUGACAAGGAGAAAGGUAAUCUUUUUGGCUCUUCUCCUAACCCAAUGAUCCUGUGCCCGCCGUUGUCAUCUGAAGCUGUUGUCACCAUACAGGUGAAAGCAGUUGAUGCGGACAGUGAGCACUAUGGCCGUGUGGCGUACUCGAUCAAGGAUGACGCGAGCCUGUUUCAAAUCGACGAUCAGGGCUUGAUUACGGUAGCUGGACAACUUGACAGGGAAACGAGGCCCUAUCAUCGCUUCGAAGUGGAGGCUCGUGAUGGCGGUGAACCGGCGCAGAAAUCGGUGGUGACCGUGCUAAUUGACGUGAACGAUGUGAAUGAUAACUCGCCGGUGUUUGCCGAUUGCAACAUGACGGCUGUAGUGCAGGAAGGAGUAAUGCCUGGCCAUACUCUCCUCUCAUUAUCGAUUAGCGAUGCGGAUGGGCCAAAUUUUGCUGGACCGUUCCGUGUGGAAUUGAUUGCUCAUGAUCGUGGAAAUCGUUCAACGGAUUGCCCACUGACAGUGUUUGUAAAGGAAGAAAGCCGACAUCCUCCUCGGAUAGUACCGUUGAGAGUUUCGCUGAAUACGCUGAUGGGAGAAUUUAAAGGAGGGGUGAUUGGUACAGUCCAGGCGAACGAUGAGCGUCUUCAAGACGCUGAGACAUUGCUUCGAUCUCGAUUAGUCGAUGGAAGCGUCCUCGGACCACUUCCCACGGAUGCCCACCCACGAGCUCACGUUGUGAAGCCGCAUUUGUUCCGAGUUGAUGCGAAGACUGGCGAGGUUUGGAGCGCACAUGGCAUCCAUGGAGGUCUUCACGCCUUCAAUGUCUCUGUGACUGAUGGAAAAUUCACCACUGUCAGCUAUGUGGAAGUAGAAGUGACGUCACUAGAACAAGACGCUGUUGAUCAUGCCGUCGCCGUACGCCUGAAAGGCAUGACGGCGUUAGGAGUUUUUCGCGGAACACGCAGCCAAGUUCAAAGCUGUCUUCGCACAGCAUCUGAAUGUGGAUGCGAAAAAAAUAUUCAGUUGCUGAGUGUGCAGGAGACGUCUCGAACAAGGCAACCUCGAUCAUUGUUACCGGAUUCAAAGAACACAGAUCUCGAUAUUCUGUUCACGGUAUCGCGAGGUGGCGGACGUGGAAUGCUGAAACCGGACCAUGUUUACACGAGACUCAAGCACGAUUUCCAGAGCAUAGUGGAUCAAAGCGGAACUAUGAAAUAUCAACUGACGACAGAGAUGUGCACGCCGGGAGUUUGCCAACGAGGCGAGUGUCGUGAACGGGUCUACCUAGACGAUCAGCAACAGACAAUGAUUUCUACUGGAGGGGUUGCGUUUGUGGCCCCGAAUCACCAUCGCGUAGCAGAAUGUAUCUGUCCGGAAGGUUACGGUGGAUCCCGAUGUGAACAAGAAGUAAACGCAUGUGCCCGUUCGCCAUGUCAUCCGUGGGAGAUGUGUGUGCCGUCGGAAGGUUCCCGCUUUGAAUGCGUUUGUCCGCCUGGUUCCUCUGGUGACAGGUGCUCCCAAGCGUCAUGCGCAAAUGAAGGCCGUUGUCUGGAAGGUACCGUAUUAUUGAUCGAUCGGAAUAAAAGCGACGAAACUUCACAAUUUGCAGAAGCAGAGCUUUCUGUUGGUGGAACAGGCUACUUUGAAAUGUCGAUUGCUCAUGAAAUGGAGACACGUAUGGAACUCGAAGUGGAACUGAAGACUACCACCUUGACUGGAGUGAUUUUGCAUGCACAUGGACCGAGUGACUUUCACAUGUUGGAGCUGGUUGACGGACGAGUUGUCUACCGAUGGGAUGCUGGUUCCGGAGAAGGGUCCGUAGCUACAGAGGCGUCGAUUGCCGACGCACAAUGGCACAGGAUCUCCGUCAGUCGUCGUGGUCGCAGAACACGUUUGCAGCUCGACGGUGUUGAUACCAAAGAGGGGUGGAGCCCAGCUGGGAGCGACGUCAUCAACCUCUACUCGUCCAGUCAUCGGCUAUUCUUCGGCGCUCGUGUUGAGCGUGAGAAUUCGUCCUCGGUGUCAAUCACAAAAGCGAUUGUGGCCUGUUUUCGAGCGAUUUCGAUUGAUCGGAGAAGUGUUGCGAAGACUCGCCAAGGCUUACGAUUAUACUCGGCUAGCACAGGUUGUCGAGCGAUGGCAGCCACACCAUGCUCCGAAGCGCCAUGUCGUAACGGAGGAAUCUGUCAAGUGAUCGACAGGACUUAUCAAUGCACUUGUCCAGCCCGCUACACUGGUGCCAAUUGUGAAAUAGAUACAGAUCCGUGUGGUUCUCGUCCGUGUCCGCUUGGCAUACAAUGUAUUCCGUUCUACAAUGAAUACUUGUGCAAAUGCCCGAAUGGUUUCACUGGAAAGCGUUGUGAGAUCAGAGGAUAUGCCUACUAUUGGUUGUUAGCGCGAUUGAUUGGUGAGGACGCGAAAGUAUGGAGGAGAAGUGUUGCAUGCCUGUGGCCAUGUGACGCAAGCUCGAUGUCGGUACCAGCCACCAGUGGCGGUCCAGCACCAACUCUUUGCACCAAAGAGCGUUCGCGUGGGUCGGGAUUCAGAGAUGAUAUUCGAAUCUUAGAACAGGCCCAACUGACAGUGUCUAACCAACGAGUUCAGUUUUUCAAGGUACGGCCACUACCGCAGCGCGAACGCCUUUCAUCCAGCGGUCGCGGCGACUCACGAUCGCCAUCGCUUGUCGGCACAGGAAAGCAGUGGAAACGUGCUACGGAUUACGGUAGUGCAGCAGAUGACUUAGAUGAGUCUGGACGAGUCUCCUCGCAUGAUUCUGGUGCUAUGGAAGCGUUGCGUCGUUUUGGUUUCCGCGUUACCGAAGAAGAUGAGCCAGGACGUUCGUCAAGUGGCAAAAAUCGAGCUCGAGUCAAUGACCGCCAUCCGGUAGUAGCUACGAGAGAUGCCCUUUCGGCACUAAACCAAGAAAGGAUCGAAUCUCUAACUGGUCGGGUGAAAGUUGGAGAAACGGUGCUGAGCCCGGUGAUCAACGAUGACGACUACAUGACGAUGCGACCGCGUCGAAAUUUGGCGACAUCGGGCGAGUCUCAGCGACGACCGCUUCUUGACCAAGAAGACGAUAGCGAUGGUACAGACGAUGCAGUUUUGAGCAGUCAAGCGCCGCCACCACCAAGCCACAAAAAUGUGUUCAAUUCUCGGAUUUACGACGAUCCGCCGACUCGCGGCGGAGGAGGAGGUGAUACCGACUCGCUAGCCACAUCGGCGGCGAUCUGCGAUAUCGAUGCCAGCGAUGUCGAGGAGCUGUCUACCGAUGCUAUAUUAUAG